Trichobilharzia regenti is the source of this 807-nucleotide messenger RNA. NCBI's taxonomy places the organism in Eukaryota, Metazoa, Platyhelminthes, Trematoda, Strigeidida, Schistosomatidae. The record is from the annotation of a GenBank genome assembly.
CAGACGUCGGUGAACUACCAUUUCCAGACUGCCAAGCUAAAAGGAGGGAAAACGGACAUUUUAGUAUAUCCAUAUUCAGGAAGAAGACCCAUUCCAAAACAUAUUUAAACUUCGGAUCAUCACACUCAUUCAGAGCAAAGGUAUCAGUUGUUUCAAGUCUUCUUUGACGACCACACUCUCUGAUAACGGAUGAGAAAGAAAAAGAAGAAUAAAUAUCAAACAUUACUGAAACUCUCAAGCAAAACAACUAACUACCCAAAGAACUUCAUCAACAAAAUCAACACUGAUAUUAAGUUUGGUAGAAAACGAAUUCCGAAAACACGGACCUCAACAGUUAUCAUUCCAUAUAGAGCGAAGACAGCAGACAACAUCAGAAGAGUACUCAGUAAGCUCAACAUCAGAGUUUUCUUCAAAACAUCAAAUACACUGCGAAACAACCUUGUCCAUAUAAAAGAUCAAAUGCCUAAAGAUUCUCUAUAUAAUUUUGUCUACAAAAUAAAAUGCUUGGAAUGUGGUGCGACAUACAUCGGACAAACAUCACCUGAGAGAAAUCAAAAUUAGAAGAAAUGAACACUGUAGAGCCGUCUCUGUUCGACCAUUGAGAAAUCCAGUUGAACUAGAAAAGUCAUCAGCCAGCCAUAGCUUGUCUACACGAUACGCCGUAGAAUCAGGCCACAAAAUUGAUUUUGACAAUAUUGAAAUCAUCAUCCAGAGAAAGCAUUUCAGAAAUCACAGAGAACGUCUUAUAUCAUCCGAAGUACUUCAUAUCAAGUGGAAUCCGAAUUGUUUGAAUAGGACUGACGGACU